AUGAAACUCAUCCUCUCUACCUCCAACCUGCUGGACGCCGGCUCGUCCAUCCGCCGCGACCCUACACAAAAGUCCAACGCCGAGCUCGUAUCUUCCUUCCGCGCAAAUUUCGCCGCCCACUCCCACCCUCAGACCAACGGCAGCAGCAGCAAUGGCGUGUCCAAACAGCCACCCUCGCGGACGAACUACAAAGCCUGGACCCACAUGGCUCCCGAUGGUCGGCAGGAACUCGAGUGCCCGAAGCUCGACUUUGAGCACUCGGCUUUGCAAGAAGAGCGCGAGCAGUACGAUAUUACUGUGAAGCUCUUCUACUUGCCUGGAGCACCCACAGAAAACCGCGCCACGCAGACGAAGGAGGCGGUGAAGCUGGUGUUGAAGGAGCUGCACAUGCCUUCAAUCGACCUACUGAUCAUCUCGUUCCCCGGUAUCUACUUCGAUGAAGAGGAGGACUGUCCAGACAAGAUAUCCACGCGAGGGCCUGUGGAAGCUGAGCCUGAGCCGCUGGAGAGCCAGAUCGAGACGUGGAAGACAUUGGAGGCGUUGCAUGAGGAGGGCGUGGUGAAGAAGCUUGGGAUUGCGGAGUUUGGGCACGACCGGCUGGUGUCGUUUCUGGAGAGGACGACUAUCCGGCCGAGCGUGGACCAGAUCAAUCUGCGAGAUUGCUGUAGUGUCCCGAAAAAGCUAUUGGUGCUAGCGAAGUCGAGAGGCAUUGAGCUGCUGGUUCAUAACGAUUCUUCCAAUGUGCUGCCACGAGGGACUUUGAGGGAGCUACUUGGGCCUGGCGAUGAAGGCGCUGGGGUACUGGCGGAGCCGACAAAGACAGGGGAGAAAAGGAAGAGCUUGCAUGGGGAGCAGGUGAAGAACGGCGACGCGGAUGGUGAAGGACUAAAGGGAGAAGUGCAGCCGCUUUGGGUGGUGAAAUAUACGGCUGUCGUGAAGAAUCGAGGCGUGGUGGAGAACAAGGGAUACUUUGCUGUGGCGGAGCUGUCGGGUUGA
Messenger RNA from Saxophila tyrrhenica, 996 nucleotides. RefSeq lists its product as uncharacterized. Gene Ontology annotation, biological process: glutathione biosynthetic process. Gene Ontology annotation, cellular component: glutamate-cysteine ligase complex. NCBI's taxonomy places the organism in Eukaryota, Fungi, Ascomycota, Dothideomycetes, Mycosphaerellales, Extremaceae. The record is from RefSeq and is a predicted model, not a curated record. The transcript has a single exon. Bases 1 to 996 code for a protein of 331 amino acids. Gene Ontology annotation, molecular function: glutamate-cysteine ligase catalytic subunit binding; enzyme regulator activity.